Cannabis sativa is the source of this 3146-nucleotide messenger RNA. RefSeq names its product protein DWD HYPERSENSITIVE TO UV-B 1. NCBI's taxonomy places the organism in Eukaryota, Viridiplantae, Streptophyta, Magnoliopsida, Rosales, Cannabaceae. Gene Ontology annotation, cellular component: Cul4-RING E3 ubiquitin ligase complex. The transcript has 9 exons. Bases 258 to 2660 code for a protein of 800 amino acids. Gene Ontology annotation, biological process: cellular response to UV-B. The record is from RefSeq and is a predicted model, not a curated record. Gene Ontology annotation, molecular function: protein binding.
AGCUCGUGUUUAUCUCUACACACAUGUGUUUCACACUCACUUUUCCAAUUACAUCUAUACUCAAAAAAAUACUCACAAAGUCAGUUAUCUUUACCGUACACUCUUCAACCUCCACCUGCCAUUAAUGUACGGUAGUCUUAAGUUUUCAGCUCCAUCUCUUUUUUCUACUUCCUAUUGCUACCCUGUUUUCCUUACUGAAGACUACGUAAUUUUAUAUAUAUAUAUAUAUUUAAGAAAAGAGAAGAAAACAAUCUACCAUGCCCAUGAAUUCUUCUACCUUAGAAGCUCGGUAUCUUAUUUCUUGCAAGAAGCAUGCGGUAAUUCCUAACUCAGCAGUACAAUCAUGGUUUUCUGAGGUCAGAGUUCAUAAACCAAAGAAUGAGAAGUAUGGCAUAGGUGUUAUUCUUGACCAGCUAAUGGAUAGUGAUAUAUCUCCACUUGUAGAUAUAAUAAUGGCCUUUGAGAGCUCAGAUAUGGAUGCAGUUGACUUACUUCAAGAAUCAAAUGGUACCCUCAGUGAAGAACAUCUUAUGGCUUUGAUGCGUGCCCUUGACUUUAAACUUCGAGUUGUUGAUCUACAGAAUAUGUCAUUGACCAAGGAGUUCUUGAGGGAUCUCUGUCAGGGAGGCUUGGCUUGCCAAGUUUUAAACUUAAGGACUAAUCAUAUUCAAAAGCUUGCUAUGUCUGGAAAGUUUAUACGGUUACACACCCUUAAUCUGGAUUUUUGCACUGCACUCACCACUUUGCAGCAGAACUGUUUUUAUUGCAUGCCACAUUUGUUACGUCUCUCAAUGUGUGAGACAAGAAUCACUAAUCUCUGGACAACUUCUGCUGCUUUAUUGAAACUUCCUUCGUUGAAAGAGCUACGGUUUCAAAAUUGUCUCUGCUGCAAGGACACCGGGGCAUGUCCAUCGUCUCGUGAGAAAACAAGAUUUCAUGGAAUUGAGAGUCAGUCAAGUCUUUGUUACUAUGAUCAAGCACAGUCUGCUGAUAGUGGUGAUGCUACAUUUCAUUCUUCUACUGCAGGCGAAACAGUUAGGGACCUGAUUUGUAAAGACUCAAUGUUAAAGUGUGAGCUUGGAAUUGGAAGCAAUGAGAACAACUCAAAAGUAAAGACUUCAAGUUACCUUAAAGAAAUAGAUAUGUUCAAAUUAUCUGCUGAUCUUCCUGAUUUGGAUGGAAGCAAAGGUCUUCAAAAUGAGAUUUGGGAAAGAGGUAAUUUUUCUGCAAAUUCACAAAAGCAAGACUUGAAGAAUCCUGCAAUUACAUUAAGGAAGUAUGUAUCUCAUCACCCUUCACCGAUAUGCUUCGAGAAACAUUAUCGAGAGUACAUGGUUGCUUCAUUGCCUCAUCUAGAGGUACUAGAUAAUUUGCCUGUUACAAAGAUAGACAGAUUAACUGCCAAGACUACUAGUAGAAAGUACUUUGAGUACUUACCUUAUAAAAGGCAGCCAAAAGAAAGUGUUGUUGAUAUUUUGCAUAAGCGCGAGAUGGGUGGAAGCAAGGCACGUAACCAGAAAAUGUCAAUGCCAAAACAGCUUCACCCUUACCACCAUAAUCAAUUGUUUUUCUCAAGGUCUCUUUGUGCUGCAAAACUUGGAUCUUCUGAAUGGCCACACUUGAGUCCAGUAUCCAACUUCAGAGAAAAAUUUAAACAAGAAUGCAAAAGGCCUCGUCCGAGGCAAUUUGAGUAUCAUCCUUCAGAUCCUAGUCUUAUGGUUUUUGGAACCUUGAGUGGUGAAGUUAUUGUAAUCAACCAUGAAAGUGGGAGGACUGUUAGUUAUAUCCCAUCCAUGGGAGCAAUGAGCAGCGUUUUGGGACUCUGUUGGCUCAAGAAGUAUCCAUCAAAGCUUAUAGCAGGAUCUGAUAAUGGUUCUCUGAAGUUGUUUGACAUCAAACAUACACCUCAAGAACUUGCAGAGUCCAAUUGGGGCUCCUCAAAUGUAACCUUUGCAAGCUUUGAGCAAUUGACUUCUCUUCAUGUAAACUCAACAGAUGACAAGUUUCUGGCUAGUGGAUACUCAAAGAAUGUUGCUCUAUACGACAUUGACAGCGAAAAACGUUUACAAUUGUUCAGUAACAUUCACCGAGAACCGAUCAAUGUUGCUAAAUUUGCUCACCAUUCCCCUCACCUAUUUGCUACUUCAUCCUUUGACCGUGAUGUGAAGAUGUGGGAUUUGAGACAGAACCCUUUGCAGCCUUGCUAUACAUCUUCAAGCUCAAGAGGAAAUGUCAUGGUUUGUUUUUCUCCAGAUGACAUGUCUUUGCUCGUGUCUGCUGUUGACAAUGAGGUUAAACAACUCUCAGCAGCAGAUGGGAGGCUGUUGAUGACUCUUGAGAUAGCUUCAACAGGAAGUGCUUAUAACUAUACUCGUUCAUAUUAUAUGAAUGGAGGGGAUUACAUCAUUAGUGGUAGUUGUGAUGAACAUGUCAUUCGCAUUUGCUGCUCUCAAACUGGAAAACGACUCAGGGAUGUCUACUUGGAGGAUUUUGAGACAGGAAACUCAAUGUUCGUGCAAUCAUUAAGAAGCGAUCCAUUUAGAGAUUUCAACCUGAGUGUGUUGGCAGCAUCUACACGCCCAAGCUCAAAGUGGGAGAUCAUCAAGGUCAAUAUGCUGGCUUCAUCCAACUCUCAGGAACAGGAAGCAAUUUUUUUCUAGUUGCUACAGUCUCAGAUGUUGAACUUGACAUAUACUUAUCAAGUAGGAAGACUACAUAUAUAAUUUUGUGCAAAUCAAAACUACUAAAUUUCAGGUCAAAUUAUUCAUGUGCAGUAGCUUAUUAUAUAUAAGCCAUUAUUUUAAAAAUAUAUAAAUAUAAUUGGAUGAUAACGGGAUGAUAAUUGGUUCAGUUCAGUUUAGAUGUUUAUUGGAUCAGAUCUCAUCCAACAAUCGAUCCGAUCCAAAUGGAUUUUCAGAAUUUACAUCUGAUCUGAUCCAAUUAUAAUUGAAUAUCUGAUUAUAUUAGAUCAGUUGUGAUUGGAUCGAUUAUUUGGAUUGGAUGUCUUUCUGCACACCCCUAGUAAUUACACUGUAAUUAUGUAAUUGAAGUUACUUGAAGAGUUCCAAUUACUCUCCAAUUCGCAUGUACCCAUGAGAAUUUAGUAUAAUUACACUGUGUAAUUUUAAAAAAAAUUCUAUUUUAAA